AUGCGGGCAGUGGGGCAAACCGUUGCGGCUCUGCGCUCGAGCCACGUGGCAGCUGUGGAUGCAACCUCUUCGGAUGGGCGACACGUGUCAAACCUCGAGGGGAAGUCUCGAUGCCGGGAAGUACGAAGAGUUCCGGGGCCGGAGUUCGCGCAGAGCGGAUUUGCUGACGGCCGCAAUUUAAAUACGGUUGGGUCGAUGGAAGAGUUGGCGACGCUUCGAAACGAGCUUUUGGCGCUGCGACGGGAGGUCACGGCCUUCCUUCAGCUUAAGGCUGUAGCGCAGAGCUUGGCCGCCCCAGAAACCGGCCGGUCGCGGGUCGAGACAGGGGACCGGAGAAAGUUUUUCCGCGAACGCAAGAAGAGUGAGAACCAAAGUGGGCAAAGGGCAGCGCAAACCGACGCCGUGACGCUGGGUGUACUUCAGCAAAUGAAGGAAAGCGUGGCUGCGCUGAGAGCCGAAGUCGACAACCUGCAGCGAGCAGAAGUUGGUGCUGUGGGACGGCAGCGAGUCGAUGCACCAUUUGCUUACCUAGCAGCGGGUGUGGUGGGCGGGGUCAGGGCAGGGGUUAACCCCGGCCGGUUAAGCGAACCGGCCGAGGGGUUUUCCGGGGGCUUCGGCAGCCCAGUGGCGUUGACAGAAAGGGAUGCGCAUCCUGACGGAGGGCUGUCAAAGUUGCGUGAGCAGGUGACGUCAGCGGGGACGGCUGCUGAUGUGGUCGCCCUGCAAGAGAGCGUCGCGCAGCUGACGCGCGAGCUGCUCGCGCUGAGGUCAGGAGCGGCAGCUCUCGGUUUCGGCUCCGGUUCCGGUUCCGGUUCCGCCCACGUACGGCAGCAGCUUGUCACCAGCGGAUUGAUUGACAAGGCGAGUGGCGGGCAGGUUUUCGCUACAAAGGUGGGUGAAGCUCGGACCGAGGGUGAGGGAGCGCGGAGCGUUUUCAGGGAACCGGAACGGAAUGGUCCAGUGCUUGUCCCGUCUGAGCUUCUCCAACGAGAGAUUGCAGAAGCGCGGGCGGAGCUGGCUGCCCUCAGGAGCGGAAGCAAGGGGUUUCCGGCCUUAGGAACGGAGCAGAAGGGGCCGGAAUCAGGAAACGAUCUUGUGAUUGAAAGAGCGGAAGUCAGCAAGGGAGGCCGGUCUUCAGUGCGGUGGGCGGACGGAGAUCUGACGGAAGGCGUCGAGCCGUCGGGAAAUGCUCCCGGGGAAGCAGCGGCAACGGGAAACAGCUCUUGGGGAGGUGACCCCGGGCACGCGAGGGGGAUCCCCUGGGGGUCUUCGCUGACAUGGACCGACUUAGCGACCUGUCUGGAGCAGAGCGAUAACGAACCGGUCAGAGGACGCUUAGUUUCAAUAAAGGCGGCGAACGUUGGUAGUGGCCGAAGUGGUGCAUCUGUGCAAGCAGCGCAGCGCACGCGCUCGGUCGACAAAUUGCUAGUCAGGAAUGCGAGCGAAAGACCAUACCCUUCAAGAAAACCGUUCGCUUACGAAAGAAAGUUGGGCAAUCCAGCGGGACGGCUCCCCUUAGAGCGGCAAAGCCAGCGGUUAAAAUUACCGCCGCAGACAGCUGUCAAAGCGCCAUUAGUGGAUAGGAAAGAGAAGCAGAACAAAGUCGGGUAUGCGCCCAAAAGGGGUUGGGCAAACCCGGCAUCCGUCUUCGAGGUCAUCUCAUAG
Molecule: messenger RNA, 1665 nt
Organism: Klebsormidium nitens
Lineage: Eukaryota; Viridiplantae; Streptophyta; Klebsormidiophyceae; Klebsormidiales; Klebsormidiaceae
Source: the annotation of a GenBank genome assembly